Molecule: messenger RNA, 4456 nt
Organism: Gadus morhua (Atlantic cod)
Lineage: Eukaryota; Metazoa; Chordata; Actinopteri; Gadiformes; Gadidae
Gene: lrch3
Product: leucine-rich repeats and calponin homology (CH) domain containing 3
Exons: 19
Coding region: 86-2278 (730 amino acids)
Cellular component (GO): cytoplasm
Molecular function (GO): protein binding
Source: RefSeq, a predicted model, not a curated record
CUAUCCCCUGUUGUGCGCAUGCGCCAAACUUCUCCUGGACAGUUUGGGAGUGCUAGCAGUUAGCAGCUAACUAGCCUAGUGUGUAAUGGCCGCCUCGGUUCUACUGGGGUCUGCGGAGUCUACCGUACCCGGAUUUAGCGUCCCAGGGAGUGUUUUGGUCGGGAAUAACGGAGGGUCGGCUCCGGCGUCGUCGUGGAACAGGUCCCUGGAACGGGCGUUGGACGAAGCCUCCGCCACCGGCGCCCUGAACCUGAGCGGCAGGAAGCUGAAGGAGUUCCCCCGGAGCGCCGCCAACCACGACCUCACAGACACCACCAGGGCCGAUCUGUCCCGGAACCGCUUGGCUGAGGUCCCAGCGGAGGUGUGUGUCUACGUAUCGCUGGAGAGUCUGAACCUCUAUCACAACUGCCUGCGCACCCUACCAGACAGCCUGGUGAACCUGCAGGCACUCACCUACCUAAACAUCAGUCGGAACCAGCUGUGUGUCCUGCCCGCGGUGGUGUGCAGUCUGCCUCUCAAGGUUCUGAUCGCCUGCAACAACAAACUGGUUUCCCUCCCGGAAGAGCUGGGUCAGCUCAGACACCUGACGGAACUGGAUGUGAGCUGUAAUGAGAUCCAGGUGCUGCCCUCCCAGGUGGGUCGGCUGGAGACCCUGAGGGACCUGAACAUACGUAGAAACCACCUGCUCCAACUCCCUGCUGAGCUGUCUCUACUGCCCCUGGUGCGUCUGGACUUCUCCUGCAACAAGGUGACCUCCAUCCCCUCCUGCUACCGCCAGCUGGCCCAUCUCCACGUCAUCAUCCUGGACCACAACCCCCUGCAGAGCCCCCCCGCACACGUGUGUAUAAAGGGUAAAAUCCACAUAUUUAAAUACCUAAACCAGGAGGCAGCGAAGACUACAUCGGACCUCCCAGAGUUUGAGCGGAGGACUCAAGUCUUCAACUCGUGUAGUGAGGAUCUCUACCUCGGCCGCCCCUACGGAGCACUGGACUCGGGGUUCAACAGUGUGGACAGUGGAGACAAGAGAUGGUCUGGUAACGAGCCCGUUGAGGAGCAGUCAGAGGAGCAGCGACAUCGUAGACUAGGACCUCCGGGACCCAACGGAUCUGCAGAGUCGGAGCAGAUAGACUUUAUAGACAGCUGUCCAGAUGAGGACGACGAGGGACGUGGAGGAGCCGAUGGCAUCAGCCUCAGCUCUCAGUUCAUGGCCUACAUCGAGAGACGCAUCACAACAGAGGGAUCUCCAGGUAAAGCCACUCCCAACAGGGAGGAGUUGAGGAGACACAACAGGAGUGUGGUGGACGGUGCGUUGUCAGCGCCCCCUAGUGCUGAACAUCAGAGACCACCAGCACCACCAGGGGGAGUGGAGCGUGUGAGGAGGGAGGCCCAGAUCGCUGCUCAGCGCUACGAAGAGGAGAGGAGCCGUAGCCAGGCCGGCCCACGAGACUCCGUCCCCGCCUUUGCAAAGCAUAAAUCAGCCCUGAGUCCGACCAAGCUGGUCCCUGGGGACCGAGAGGUAAAGUGUGUGUGUGUGUCUUUUUUUGCGUGUGUGUUCUGUUUUAAUCAAAUUGUCCAUGUGUGUCAUAGCCCCCCCCAUCCAUCGCUCAUCUCUAAGUGUGUGUGUGUGUGUGUUCAGAGUGUUUGUCCCUCCAGACGUUCCACACAUACAGAUGACUCCGCCCUCUUCAUGCAGGGCGAGGAGAGGGCCGCCUUGUCGUCCACAGCCCACCCAUCUCCGUCCUAUCCUAAUGCUGGAGGAGUGUCACCCAGCCGGUCAGCCAAUCACAGACCAGAGAGCUUUCUAUAUCGUCUGAGUAUGCGAGAGGACAAAAGGAAAGGUGAUGGAGCUCCUGCUGCCCCUCCUCCUGCUCCUCCUGCCCUGGUGGGAGAGGAGGCACAGCUGGUGGAGCAGCUACGCAAGAACAUCGAGGCCCGACUCAAGGUGUCGUUGCCUAGCGACCUGGGUGCGGCCUUGACCGACGGGGUGGUCCUGUGUCAUCUCGCCAAUCACGUACGUCCGCGCUCUGUGUCCAGCAUCCACGUCCCCUCUCCCGCUGUGCCUAAACUGACGAUGGCAAAGUGUCGCCGCAAUGUUGAAAACUUUCUCGAAGCGUGUCGCAGGAUUGGUGUUCCACAGAGCCAGCUGUGUCUGCCCCUCCAUGUCCUGGAGGAGAGAGGGCUCCCCCUGGUGUCCGGGACUGUCAGCGCCCUGCUGGAGCUAGCCCCGCCCAGACACAGCCCCGCCGUCACCACGGCAACCAAUCCCCUCGCCAUGUAGACACACGCACACGCACACACACACGCACCGACACAGAGAGAGAUGAGGGUUGUACAAAGCUAUAAAGAUGAAGAUGAUGAUGAUGAUGUAGGGAGGGCAGGAGGCCUCGCAGCGUGUCCAUACCUCACUAGUCCAUACCUGACUAGUCCAUAACUGACUAGUCCAUACCUCACUAGUCCAUACCUGACUAGUCCAUUUCCGCUCGUUUGUUACCGGUGUUAAGUGGCCAUGAUGGUGGUCGUGUUAAAGGGCGACCAACUAGUUGGCAGGGUGCUCUUCAAACGUCCUCACUAUUUCAAUAAGGUAUUUUGUUUUUAAACUAUUUUUAACAUCAAUUAAUUCAAAUAAGAUGGACAUAUUUUAUCAUUAUAAUGCCAGGACCAUUGUCAAGAUAAAACAAACACAUUCAGUCUGGGGUGUAAGUCGGGUGGUUAGUGACGGCUAGUCAGGUGGUCCCGCCUCGUGCCCGCUGCAUCCGUCCGUUGACCGAACCCCAUUGACUUUGAAUGGGGACGGACGUGCAAUGCAUUGUGGAUCCAUGCGCUCCUUUGAAGCGUUCGGCGCCGUCAAAAAGUUGAAAAAUGUUGACGUCUAGUCGGGUGGUUAGUGACGUCUAGUCGGUUGGUUAGUGACGUCUAGUCAGGUGGUUAGUGGCAUCUAGUCAGGUGGUUAGUGACGUCUCGUCGGGUGGUUAGCGGCGUCUAAUUGUGGUGGUUAUGACGUCGAGUCGGGUUGGUUAGUGAAGUCUAAUUGGGGUGGUUAUGACGUCGAGUCGGGUUGGUUAGUGACGUCUAAUUGGGGUGGUUAUGACGUCGAGUCGGGUUGGUUAGUGACGUCUAAUUGGGGUGGUUAUGACGUCGAGUCGGGUUGGUUAUGACGUCGAGUCGGGUUGGUUAGUGACCAGAUGAGGCUCCUCUGUAGCUGCCUUCCAUGACGAGGUUCAAUAAGUCAGAGAAAUUGGACUUUAGUAAAAUAAAUCAACGUUAUUUAACACUUACAACUAAGUGUCUGCCAAGACAUUAAGGAGCAUGUCUUGGCAGAGCAAGUUGUCGAUACAUAAUUUUUAUUUCAAAGCUAACGAGAGCAUUGUUUGGCCACUAGCUUGAUAACCGUAUGGACACUAUCUUAAAGGUGACAUAGCACUAGCACUAUCUUAUAGGUAGCUAGUAUGGCUACAAGCUACACCCUCAAAUGGGCCCUAGUCAUAUAAUGGUAUGGACACUAGCUAGUGUGCUAGCAAGCACACUCUACAGUGACACUAGCUAGAGCACGAUAUGGACACUAGCUAGUGUGCUACCUAGAAUGCUGUAUGGUCAUACUCGCUAGAGAAUGUUAUGGGUGCUAGCUUGUGUGGAUUAUUAACACUAGCCACAGUGUGAUGUGUACAUUGGCUAAGGUUUUAGCUAGAUCACAAUGUGGACACUAGCCACAGCAUGGUAUGACCCCAUGGAUAAAACACUAGCUAGACUGCUAGCAUGUUGUAUGGAAAGUAGCUACAGCACGCUUUAGACACUAGCCAGCCUGCUAACUACAGCAUGGUAUGUGCACACGCUAGUAUCAUAUGGACAGUGGCUAGCAUGCUAGCUAGAAUGCUGUACGGACACUAGCUACUGGGUAGGAUGACACUAAGUAGCCAGCUAGCUACAGCGUGCUAUGAGGCUAGCUAGCCAGGGCGUGUAUCUGCUCCGGGUGGAGUGUUCACUGCAGAGAGAAUCAUGAGUGACGAAGAGGUCAAGGUUAUUUUUAUCUUUCUUAAAUAUAUGUACAAAUAUAUGCUGUAAAUAUAUAAAUAUAUAUAUGUAAAGCUGUAAUGGGAGAGUGCUGCCGUCAGUACGGGGGAACGACGGCAGUGAGGGAUGCUGGGUGAACCAGGCAAGGGGCUGAGGAUACAUUAGUAUUAUUCUAACUUUUGUAACAGGUUGUGAGACGAUGUGCUCUGGAACAUUCUUCUGUUUGUAAAGAAAACCUUUGAUGCCAACAAUGGAUCAUGUGACCAGGCGGAGGGCAGUUGGCCCCGCCCACAGACAUUCCUGUUGUUUACAUGUUUGAGCUCCUACACAAAAAACACUUUUUACAUUUUUACUGUCCCUGAAACCCUGUAUAAAUACAUUGAAACUGUCUUCAUUUGAAGAGUUAACUGCAAAGUGAAUUAAAUAAUAAAAAGAAAAAGUCAUUGGA